Messenger RNA from Drosophila melanogaster (fruit fly), 3326 nucleotides. It is a transcript of the gene Vps24, whose product is annotated as vacuolar protein sorting 24. The transcript is spliced from 3 exons. The coding region runs from base 117 to 788 and encodes 223 amino acids. The record is from RefSeq and is marked reviewed. Lineage: Eukaryota; Metazoa; Arthropoda; Insecta; Diptera; Drosophilidae. Gene Ontology annotation, biological process: vacuolar transport.
AUAUUGGCAACGCUGUGUUUGUUUGUCAGAAUCAAAAUAAAAUGACUCACUUGUUUGUUUAAACAAAAAAAGAAUUUUAAUAACAAUUCCAGACAAUUAUCAUAACAGUUAGUGCCAUGGGCUUAUUCGGCAGAACUCCCAGUAAAGAUCCCAAAGAGCAGGUGCAGGAGUGGACGCAUAAGAUACGGAAAGAGGGCAACCAGCUGGAUCGCCAGAUCCGAAGUAUCCAGCGCGAGGAAGAGAAAGUAAAACGCUCGCUGAAACAGGCAGCACAGAAAAAUGACCGCGACACCUGCGUCAUUCUUGCCAAGGAGAUUGUGAAUGCGCGAAAGGCCAUCAACCGCAUAUAUACGUCGAAGGCGCACCUCAACUCCAUUCAGAUGCAGAUGAAAAAUCAGCUAUCCACCUUGCGUGUAGCUGGAUCUCUGCAAAAGUCUACAGAGGUCUUGCAAGCUAUGCAGAGCCUGGUGCGCUAUCCAGAGCUUGCAGGCAUCAUGCGCGACAUGUCAAAGGAAAUGAUGAAGGCCGGCAUUAUUGAGGAGAUGCUAGACGAGACCAUGGACUCGCUGGAGGAGUCCGAGGAGCUGGAGGAGGAGGCAAGCAAGGAGGUGGACAAGGUUUUGUGGGAGAUCACAGAUGGCAAGCUCGGGGAAGCUCCCCUGCCUCCAGAGGCUACACCGGCGGACAAGGCGUCUGCGUCUGCUGCGCGCGUCGAGGCUGAGCAGGACGAUGAGGAGGGUGAGGAACUGCAAGAGAUGCAAAGCCGCCUGGCCUCGCUGCGAUCUUAAAACAACUGCUAUGGGUAUUUUAUUUAGAUUUGAAAUUAAAGGCAAGUGAUUUUGACUGGCAGACCUUAUCAAAAUCAUAAACGGCAACCCCCACGCCGUCAUUUGAUUGUAGAAACCAAAAUAAUCUCCAGAAACUUGAAUUGAGUUUUUAUAUUAUAAGUGUACAGUACACCAGAUCAAGAAGUGUUGAACUCUGCGCGUUUUACCGUUGAAUCUACACGAGAUAACUUAAUUUAUUGUAAAAUCUACCUUUCAUUAAAAAUCGAUAUUUACUGUGGCAUGUCCCAUUUUACAAUGGUAAUCUGCACGAUUUACGAUCAAUCCCUAAGAAUGUUAAUUUUCGUCAUUUAAGAUUAAGCCCUAACGUUGUUUUCUAUCCAGUUCAGAUACGCUUCAACCCUUGUGUACACGCCGGGCCAUCCUUUUAGGCCACAGGGCGUGGGUCCGUAGGAGACCACACCAGCAAUGUAGUAGUUUGAGUUUCCAUUGGAGUAGUCCUCGAGCAGAAGGGGGCCACCCGAGUCCCCGCGACAGGAAUCAACCCCCUCAACUCCGCCGGCGCACAUCUGUUUGGUGGUGACAGUCCUUCUUUGGGUGGCGUAUCUUUGGUUGCAUUCGGACGUCGGUACCGUAUCCAACUCAGCCUUCAGCUUGAUAUUGGACGUAAAAUUUGUCUCCGUGCGACCCCACCCUGCCACCACCACCUUUCGGCCAAGGAAUAUAUUGUUGUGCUGGGACGCUAAAGUGGGCAGACAUACUGGUAAUAUGAAGUCGCUGUACUGAACCUCGUCCCGCAAUCGCAGCAACGCAAUGUCAUUUAGCUGGUCCCGUGAGUUUCCCGGGUACUGCGGGUGCGGAAUACGCUCCUCAACAGGGUAGUCUACGUACGGUUCGUUGCAGUCCCGUCGUCCGUUUUUACCGACUGUGCAAUCCGGAUUGGUGCUCGCAUCCCACUCACCCAGGCGUACUCCCGUCAGCUCCCAAUCACUGGGAAUAGCCGAGACGCAGUGUGCCGCCGUCAGAACGUAACGAUGGUUGAUUAGAGAUCCGCCGCAGUGGUGACCUUUCACGUUACCGGCUGGUAAAAUGGGGGGGGGGGGGGAUUAGUCCCUGCAGCAGGGAAUAUUUUGGUUACUCACGCUUCGUGUACUCUAUUAGGGCCAUCCAAGGAAACUCCCUCUUUGUCGUCUCGUUACCACCCACCACUCGGUCUCCAAAGUUUUCACCGCAAUUGGGCGCCAUUGGUAACAGUUUGGUCCCAGAGCGUUUUGUAGGCUUAGUGGUCUGAGUAGGUUGAGGAUGAUUUCCCCACUGAGGUUGCUGGUUUCGCAUUCGGCUGUUUGCACAGCAAAUCUGAACAUUGGUAAAACAAAAAUGUUUUUCCUAAAUUGAUAAAAGUUGAUAAUAAGAAUGCAUGGUGGCGUCGCAUCGAAAAGCGAUUCGAUGCGAUAGCCAUAAGUAAAAGAAUUAAUUUAUAUAUAUGUUCAAUGGAUGAAAAUGAUCUUAAUCGAUUUUAGCACCACAACUUUUUAAGGGGGUACUAACAAGCACUUGUCCAUUCCGGUAGCCACAUUGGCUGGCUUGCAGAAAUCGACGGUCCUGUUCCGUAACCUCUUCGCUUUGAAGCAGUUCGAAUAGGUAUCCACAUUCCCGGAGGUUUAUGCAGGUGCCGCUGUUCUCAUCAGGCGUUCUACAAUACCCAAAGAUUUCUGAAAAAAAAAAACGUAAAUCGUAAAGCCCGGUUCAAAGAUAGUCGUGAUUAACAGCGGGAACGGGAUUUCUGCGUUCUGGGACCAGCCCACUGUGACUAUCAUCGACUCAGCCCGACUCGGGGUGAAGUUCACCGCUGAUAGGAGGUUGCUUUGUGUUUUGAUGCCAGCAACCCCCGACUACGACUGAGAGCCAAAACCACUUGCCUUGUGCGUAAGUGCUGCUUGUUCCCAUCAAUAGCAUCCACAGUACGGUGAAAAAAAAGUGCGGUUCCAUGGUUAUAUCUUCGACUGUACUAUAGCACUGUACUUGGAAGAACGAUACGCUGACAGAGCGCCUGCCGAGAACACACUGAAUGUGGCUAUAAACUGGAAUGCGAUCGAGCUCUAAGUUACAGCUUAUCAGCGGUUCUCUCACAGAGAAUGGUUCAACCUGAGGAAGCACACCAGCAUUAAGAGAGUGCAAGUCUGGGUUUAUCUCAGGGUCUGGUUUUGGGCACACCCAUACUGGCGAAAAAGCCCGCUCUCAAUGUUGGGUCCGCUCUUUAUGCGUUGCUCAUCAGGGAACUUCCCACGCCAACAGAAUGCAGAUGAUACUUACCCUCUUCUCCUAGGGCUGAAAUAUCUUGGGUCGGACGAUAUCUGUAAGUCCAUACGGGCCAAUCCAUUAAAAAAUCUGGCAAACCCACUUUAUUAACAGAGAGUGAAUUUUCACAUUCAAACAUUUGCAAACCCUCUGUAAAAACAAUUUCUGUAAAACAUAAUAAUCGAAUAUUUUGAAAAAUAUCAAAAUUAAACAUUACCAAUCUUUUUUUGUAGCCAGAUACAU